CUCUCACACAGACAGAUCAACUGAGCAGACGCAAAAGCGCGAACGUGUGCAGUUCUCUAUCACUAUGGGUGUCCGGGGACAUUUGUGAAUAAUUACCGGGGUUUGAAACCUUUGUAGACGAGGAAUCGGACUCUUUUGCGAUCGCUCGUGGGAUUUUCGCGCGGAUUCCCACUCCUAAAUAUAUUUUUGAAGGAAUUCGGUGUUCUCGGUGAAGGACGGAGUGCCAGUGUUUUCCGGUCCAAAGCACAGCAAAAGCGUCUGAAGGACUGAGAAUUUUUUUUUUGAGAAGCCGAAAAAAAUGUUACUGUCCAAGUUUGGAUCUUUUUCUCAUAUUUGCAACACAACCAACAUUGACCACUUGCCAGUGAAAAUUCAACUUCAAGCAGCCAAGACCGAAAGGGAGCCAUUUGACAAGGUGUAUCAUGUGGGCUCGGUGCUGGGAAGCGGCGGGUUCGGGACAGUGUACGCCGGUACUCGGAUCUCAGACGGUUUGCCGGUUGCUAUAAAACACAUCGCUAAGGAUAGAGUGACCGAAUGGGGUACGAUUAGCGGCUCGCUGGUUCCCCUCGAGAUUGUUUUAUUGAAGAAAGUCGGGAGUACGUUUCAGGGGGUCAUUACACUCCUCGACUGGUAUGAGAGAGCCGACGGCUGGCUGAUUGUAAUGGAGCGGCCGGAGAUGGUGAAGGAUUUAUUCGACUUCAUCACGGAGAAAGGCGCGCUGGACGAGGACACCGCCAGGCGCUUCUUCAGACAGGUGCUGGAGGCGGUGAGGCACUGCUACAGCUGCGGGGUGGUUCACCGGGAUAUCAAAGACGAGAACCUCCUGGUGGAUCUACGCUCGGGAGACCUGAAGCUCAUUGACUUUGGCUCCGGGGCCAUCCUCAAGGACACCGUCUACACAGACUUUGAUGGCACGAGAGUGUACAGUCCUCCCGAGUGGAUACGUUACCACAGGUACCACGGACGCUCGGCAACCGUUUGGUCCCUUGGUGUCCUACUGUACGACAUGGUGUGUGGUGACAUCCCGUUUGAACAUGAUGAGGAGAUUCUGAGAGGACGGCUCUUUUUCAGGAGAAGAGUCUCUCCAGUCUGUCAGCAGCUCAUCAAAUGGUGCCUCUGCUUGAGACCUUCUGACCGGCCCACUUUGGAGGAGAUCUUUGAGCAUCAGUGGAUGCGCAUGGAGGAAAGCCCGGAAGCGGAGAGCGGCAACAUCACACUUCACUCCAUCAGCUCAGAAUCGGGCAAAGAAAGCCUUUGAUGGAUGCGGGGACGGCGAGUGAAUGGACUCCGAGAUCUUUUUGCUCUUGUUCCCAGUCUGUUGGUUAUCAGGACUUCGGUUUAUGUUGCAUAAAUGUCUUUUUGAUUGUUUUUCUUGCUAAGGGUGAGUUGUUACCCGUAGGGACUGCGUGAGCAGCAAUGCUAGUGAUCCUUUGAUCUUACUGGUUGCUCUUAUAGAGCAUGGACAUUAUUUUCCUUUUAGACUAUCUUUUUAGUUUUCGGUGCCUUUUUUGAAAAGCUGCUUUUAUGGGAUUCAAGUCUCGAUAGACACCAGGAGGAUUUUCAUGGAUUUUAGGGGAA
Carassius carassius (crucian carp) is the source of this 1578-nucleotide messenger RNA. RefSeq names its product serine/threonine-protein kinase pim-3-like. The transcript is spliced from 6 exons. Gene Ontology annotation, biological process: protein autophosphorylation; negative regulation of apoptotic process; regulation of mitotic cell cycle. Lineage: Eukaryota; Metazoa; Chordata; Actinopteri; Cypriniformes; Cyprinidae. Gene Ontology annotation, molecular function: ATP binding; protein serine/threonine kinase activity. Gene Ontology annotation, cellular component: cytoplasm. The record is from RefSeq and is a predicted model, not a curated record. Bases 299 to 1258 code for a protein of 319 amino acids.